AUGGCCGGCCUGGAGUUUUGGGGCCACCCUGCUGGACCUCUCUUGCUGCUGCUGCUGGUGGAGCUGCCACCCCGGGCCCUGCCAGAAGGACCCCUGGUGUUCGUGGCUCUGGUAUUCCGCCAUGGCGACCGGGCCCCACUGGCCUCCUACCCCAUGGACCCACACAAGGAGGUGGCCUCCACCCUGUGGCCACGAGGCCUGGGCCAGCUGACCAGGGAGGGGGUCCGUCAGCAGCUGGAGCUGGGCCGCUUCCUGAGGAGCCGCUAUGAGGCCUUCCUGAGUCCGGAGUACCGGCGGGAGGAGGUGUACAUCCGCAGCACGGACUUUGACCGCACGCUGGAGAGCGCCCAGGCCAACCUUGCCGGGCUGUUUCCCGAGGCUGCUCCCGGGAGCCCCGAGGGCCACUGGAGGCCGAUCCCGGUGCACACGGUGCCCGUGGCUGAGGACAAGCUGCUGAGGUUCCCCAUGCGCAGCUGUCCCCGAUACCAUGAGCUGCUGCGGGAGGCCACCGAGGCCGCUGAGUACCGGGAGGCCCUGGAGGGCUGGACGGGCUUCCUGACUCGCCUGGAGAACUUCACGGGACUGUCGCUGGUUGGAGAGCCACUGCGCAGGGCAUGGAAGGUUCUGGACACCCUCAUGUGCCAGCAAGCCCACGGUCUUCCACUACCAGCCUGGGCCUCCCCAGAUGUCCUGCGGACUCUUGCCCAGAUCUCGGCUUUGGAUAUUGGAGCCCACGUGGGCCCACCCCGGGCAGCAGAGAAGGCCCAGCUGACAGGGGGGAUCCUGCUGAAUGCUAUCCUUGCCAACUUCUCCCGGGUCCAGCGCCUGGGGCUGCCCCUCAAGAUGGUCAUGUACUCAGCUCAUGACAGCACCCUGCUGGCCCUCCAGGGGGCCCUGGGCCUCUAUGAUGGACACACCCCACCAUAUGCUGCCUGCCUCGGCUUUGAGUUCCGGAGGCACCUGGGGGAUCCCAACGAAGAUGGAGGGAAUGUCACCAUCUCCCUCUUCUACCGCAAUGACUCCGCCCACCUGCCCCUGCCUCUCAGCCUCCCCGGGUGCCCGGCCCCCUGUCCACUAGGCCGCUUCUACCGGCUGACCGCCCCGGCCCGGCCUCCGGCCCAUGGGGUCCCCUGCCAUGGCCCCUAUGAGGCUGCCAUCCCCCCAGCUCCAGUGGUGCCCCUGCUGGCCGGAGCUGUAGCUGUGCUGGUGGCACUCAGCUUGGGGCUGGGCCUGCUGGCCUGGAGACCAGGGUGCCUGAGGGCCUUGGGGGGCCCCGUGUGAACCAGAAACCAGGGCUUCCCUACCCCCAGCUGACACUGGACCCCAACAUGUGUGCUCACUAGCUGCUCUGGCUUCUGUGACUUACUGUGCGCCUGGGUGCAUGGGGAACGAGGGCUGGGUGGAGUCUGGCCUGGAAACCGGUGUGUGCAUG
Molecule: messenger RNA, 1432 nt
Organism: Nomascus leucogenys (northern white-cheeked gibbon)
Lineage: Eukaryota; Metazoa; Chordata; Mammalia; Primates; Hylobatidae
Gene: ACP4
Product: acid phosphatase 4
Biological process (GO): regulation of neuronal synaptic plasticity; lysosome organization; peptidyl-tyrosine dephosphorylation involved in inactivation of protein kinase activity
Cellular component (GO): postsynaptic membrane; lysosome
Molecular function (GO): receptor tyrosine kinase binding; protein tyrosine phosphatase activity; acid phosphatase activity
Source: RefSeq, a predicted model, not a curated record